CUGUCAUACAAUCGAAAUGUUGAGCACAGCAUUCCGUCUUUGAAGUUUCCCAUGAAAUUCCAGCCCUUUUCUGAACACUCAAGGAUGCCGGAGUCUUCUACGCGUUUUCAAGCAUCCAAAAGCUUACAUUUCACCUCAUCUUGGCCCGGGUACAGUCUAAAGGUCAAAAAGCUUCUCCUCGUCUCGUCACUAGCCUCAGCUUUCUUCUCGUCCACCUUAAAAAUUUGUUGCCCUAAGAGAACUUUGAACAAUUCACUUUGCAUAAUAUUAGGGAGAAAUUUGAGGUCAGAUGGUGGAGCGAAUGACAUCCCAUACCUCGUUUUUGAAACAGCUUCAUCUUCCAAACAACAGGGUUAACACCACAUCACUUUCACGUUCUACGCGACAUCAGCCGAAAACAAAAGAACAGAGCGUACCAAUACUGGACGGUGUCUUACAAACAUCAGCCGUUAUACACAAUGUCUUCGGAUGUGUCAUCCGCAGGACACGACCAGCAUAACCAUGGCUCCAUGAGUCCGGCGAGACGAGUUGUCUGGCCACCCAAGUUGAUUCUACAGACUCCUAUGGGCUACCUUCGUGACUCAUCAGGAAACAACCUCCCUCGAGAUAUCGGCCGCUCCUCCGUCUUCGAUGAUGGAUUCAUCAUAUUUCAGUUCGGAGACACGUUCUGCCACUCGAUGAACGGCCACUUCAUAGGUCUCACCUCAAACAAUGCAUCUUUUUGCGAUGCAACUAAAGAUCCAACUGUCAGUUCAUACUUCACCAUCAAGGAUUCCGAUGGUAGUCGUAACAGCGAGCAACGGGUCCCAGCUUUCCUGGAGUUCUUUCGUGGAGAAGGAGAUACGAAAACUCACUUCCUCAAAUUCUGGUGUUUCAGUGGCAUUGUGGAUUCCCACAUAGACCAGAACGGAAAUCAUUGUGGAGUGUGCUACUACGAGGUCCGAGAGAUGCAGAAGGGGGCGAUUGAUGAUGGGGUGUAUCUGUACACCGGAAUUGCUCAGGUCACUUGGAACCGAAAAAGCUUCUUUCUCGAAGCAAAACGUGAGAGGUUUCCUCAAGGACCACAGCUCUUCCUAGCUGAUGAACCACGAUUUGGUGCCUUCUGUGCGGUGAUGGGAAUUGGCAAAGAGUACAUUUAUUUGUAUGGCCAUACCCCCGAUAACUCGAAAAGUGUGGUCUUAGCUCGAAUUCCACCUCGCCGUGCUCUGUUAAAGACAGAACACGAGUACUGGAAUGGGAGUGGCUGGUGCUCAAAGAUGAAAGAUUCCAAGCCGGUGUUCACCACGAUGCAGCAUGGCCAGAUCUUUCAGACAGAUAUAUUCGGACGAGACUCACCUUGGAAGUAUGCUUUCAUCGGGUGUACCUCAUUAGCGGAUUCUAAGGCACAAUUCGGACGAGCGAAGCAACCUCAGGGACCCUGGGAGGUUCAUGAAGUGAAGGGAUUAAGGACGUAUGCGAUGCAACCAUAUGAUCCUGCCCCGUUCAAGUACUGCUUUUAUCCACACCCUUGGGCCUUUCAGACGGAACGGGAUGGAGAUCUGAUGAUUACUUGGAGUGAGGGUGGGAUGAACGGAGGUGUUAUCGCAGAACUGCUUCGAUUUGAGACAACUGCAUGAUUCUCAGAGAAAAGCAGCCGCAGUUUCAAAAUAAAGAAUAGAGUCCCGUCCAGGGCUGAUGUCGUCCUAGCAAUCAAAUUUACACCUCACAUACCAGCAUAUUUGAAGCUGACCAAAAU
This is a messenger RNA of Hyaloscypha bicolor E, 1735 nucleotides long. RefSeq lists its product as uncharacterized. The record is from RefSeq and is a predicted model, not a curated record. The transcript is spliced from 3 exons. The coding region runs from base 459 to 1616 and encodes 385 amino acids. NCBI's taxonomy places the organism in Eukaryota, Fungi, Ascomycota, Leotiomycetes, Helotiales, Hyaloscyphaceae.